AUGACCCAAACCCUGCGGAUGCCAUUCCGCCCCGUCAGCGGACAUACGCAGCGGGAGAUAGAGACUCCUGCAGAAGACGCCGUGGCGGAACGAAGCCCUCGUUCACCCGCCCCCAUAACAACCCCAUCCAGCGCCGACUACCCAUCCAGCACGCCACACCCUCGACCUCCUUCCAGCACUGACAUCUCUGCACCAUCCUCGACCGGAGCUGCGGCCUCCCAGCACCACAGCGCCGACCCAACCGUGCCACGCCCCAGCUCAGACGCCCCGAGACACGGAGCUCGUGCCUCGACGACCGACUCCGGCACCCGCCAGGUGCUUGGCCGGAGACGACGGGUCGACGCCGACGACGGCUCCGCCCAGCUCCCUGAAGGAGCCUCGAGCUCCCCUGCCACGCACCAUCCGACCGACUCGCGAGCAUCCAAACGUACGCGCACAGGCAGCAUGUCAGCUGACGGCGAUGGAGAGGCAAGUUCAAACGGGACAACCAGGGCGGUUACCACCGAACCUCGGGCACCACAACGAUCCUUCGCUGCGCCGUCGACUAAUGGAACACACAAGGCUGCUAGUUCGUCGGUGAAUGGCUCCUCGGUGCAGAAUGGGAAGGCCGCGGCACGGGGCCCUCCUCUUGACUAUAUAGGCCAUGACAGGGAGGAGGUGACGCGCCUCAUGAUCCAGGCCCUCUCCGAGAUGGGUUAUCAGUCGGCCGCCGAGAAUCUAAGCAGGGAGAGCGGGUAUGAGCUGGAGAGCCCUACGGUAGCGGCCUUCAGGUCGGCAGUAUUGAACGGGAAGUGGACCGAGGCGGAGCAGCUGCUGUUCGGAGCUGCUACUGCUGGUGAUGGCGCAAGCCGGGCUGGGAACGGCCUUGUCCUGGCAGAGGGAGUCGACCGCGACGAUAUGAGGUUCCGCAUACGGCAACAAAAGUUCCUGGAGCUACUUGAGCAAGGGGACUACAGGCCGGCUCUCACCGUACUCCGAAACGAAUUGACACCUCUGAAUCGCAACGGUGCCGAAUCUCUUUCCCCCUUGAUUAUGUGUCGGACACCAGACGACGUCAAGGCGAAGGCGGCAUGGGAUGGUGCCCAGGGUGAAUCCAGGCAUACCUUGCUAUCCCAACUCUCCAGAUGCAUAUCGCCAUCCGUCAUGUUACCUGAACACCGUUUAGCAGUUCUCUUGCAGCAGUUCAAAGACCAGCAAGCCGAGAGCUGCAUAUGGCACACAAGCUCAUCCUCGCCAUCUUUAUACUCGGAUCACACCUGUGAUCGUAGCCGCUUCCCCACGGAAGCCAUCACCGAGUUCCGAGAACCGAGUAUGGAAGCGGACGGAGAGGUCUGGCAAGGCGGCGUCGGUAACCUCGCGUGGAGUCCGGAUGAUACGAUGCUUGUGACCUGCGGACGGGAUGGCUAUGCUCGGAUAUGGGACAUGAACACUGGGAAGGAGAUACGACACCUCGAACAUUUCUCAGAGCCGAUCAGCAGCUGCGUGUGGGCUCUUGAUGGCCGCUCUUUUGUUUUGGGUGCGUUUGACAGAGAGCGCUCAUUAUGCACGUGGAAUAUAAAAGGCGAGAAGCUUCAUACCUGGAGCAAAAAGAACCGCACAGAGGACCUGGCCCUCUCGCCUGACGGCCGCUGGCUGGUGGCCAUGGAUGACGAGGACCACGUACAUGUCUACGACUUUGUCACGAGGAGCCUGAAAUACGACAUGGAGCUGCCUAGUAGACCCACGUCCGUGAGCAUCACCAAGGACUCCAAGUAUCUUCUGGUCAACAAACAGGAUGGUGAGGCAAGGGUAUUCGACAUCGCCAGCAGAACAUUCGUGCAGAAAUACAAAGGCCAUAGCGGUGGCGAAUUUCUCAUUAGAAGCGAUUUCGGUGGCGCCAACGAGAAUUUUGUCAUCAGUGGUUCUGAAGAUGGAUCCGUGUUCAUCUGGCACAAGAACAGUGGACAUUCGGUCGCGAAGCUAGAGGCCCACCGGCCGCGGUGCAACGCAGUGGCCUGGAGUCCUACUGACCCAUGUCUGCUGGCAUCCUGUGGUGAUGAUGGCUUAGUCAAAAUCCCGAAUUUCGGAACCCGAGGCGUCUACUUGGUUGACGAAUGGUUCCGCUCGAUAUGGACUGAUGACUCGUGGGCUAAACUCCGUCGAGACAUCUUUUCUCGGUACCUAUGGCAAGAAGCUUACCAACGCCCGGAUUCUGCGGGCCAGGACAGCCCCUGA
This is a messenger RNA of Diaporthe amygdali, 2214 nucleotides long. RefSeq names its product WD domain-containing protein. Gene Ontology annotation, cellular component: GID complex. Lineage: Eukaryota; Fungi; Ascomycota; Sordariomycetes; Diaporthales; Diaporthaceae. Gene Ontology annotation, biological process: proteasome-mediated ubiquitin-dependent protein catabolic process. The record is from RefSeq and is a predicted model, not a curated record. The transcript has 7 exons. Gene Ontology annotation, molecular function: protein binding. The coding region runs from base 1 to 2214 and encodes 737 amino acids.